Messenger RNA from Lathyrus oleraceus (garden pea), 696 nucleotides. RefSeq lists its product as uncharacterized. The record is from RefSeq and is a predicted model, not a curated record. Bases 1 to 696 code for a protein of 231 amino acids. The transcript has 3 exons. NCBI's taxonomy places the organism in Eukaryota, Viridiplantae, Streptophyta, Magnoliopsida, Fabales, Fabaceae.
AUGGAAAUGGAACAUGGUGGAUGCCACGAGUUCCUGAGACUAAGAUUCGAGAUGGAUAUCUCGUCCAUCUUAGCCCUCGCCAUCAUUCAAAACUAUCAAAGAGAUAACCCUGACCCAACCUCACCAAACCAUGAAGACCUUCAGGCCACAAUUGACUCUGAAAAGAAUCCUUAUGUGCCUGAACCCAUUCCAAAACCAUCUGAACCCAUACCUGAACCAUCUGAACCUAUUCCCGAACCCUUUGAACCUAACCUCACUCUACCUACCUUUGAUGAGGCACUAGCCAAGUUCUUAGAGAGUUCAAAUUCCAGAUUCAAGAAGCUAUCUGACGAAUCCAACACCAGUGACAAUCCUUCUGAAGGCCUAUCUGAAGAAGUCAUAAAUGACUUCAUCAGAGGUGUUGAAGAGAAGCAGGAGGCUCGUCUGGCGAAGGAAGCAGCUGAGAAGGCAGAACAGGAAGCUGCGGAGAAAGCAACUGAAGAAGCUGCUGCCAGGGAGGCAACUGAGAAAGCUGUUGUAGAAGCUGCAUCCAGAGAGAAAGUUGAAGCUGAAGCAGCAUUGGCCGCUGAAGUUACUCAGAAAGUCACGGAAGAUGUUGAGAAGACCACUGAGGUUGCUCUGGCUCAAGAAGAUUCAUCAAUAACUGAUCUUGCUCCUCUAGUCAUCAAGACUCUAGAAGAGUUGCAUAAGGAAUAG